Molecule: messenger RNA, 1119 nt
Organism: Cooperia oncophora
Lineage: Eukaryota; Metazoa; Nematoda; Chromadorea; Rhabditida; Trichostrongylidae
Source: the annotation of a GenBank genome assembly
AUGGGUCGCCGCCAUCGCCGUUCGAAGGUCACUCGAGUAGUGAAUCUCGUCAAGAAGAUCAUCGCCUUCUUCUUCUCGCAUAUAGGUCUCUGUGCACUGGUGGUCGGAUAUGCAUUGUUGGGAGCGGUCAUUUUUCAAGCAGUCGAAGGUCCACAUGAAGAGCAGAUUCAAUCGUCCGUGACGGCAGCUCGUAGCAGAGCCGUUGACGUCGUGUGGAAUGCCACGUUUCGUGUGAAUCGGCUCAAUCAAGAUCAGUGGAAGUCAGCCGUCUAUAAGGAGGUGAAGAAAUUCCAAAAGAUAUGCAUGCAGGCGAUACGAAAAGGGUAUGAUGGGAAGGAGUUCAAGCAGGCCGCCCAAUGGACGUUCACAGGCGCAUUCCUCUACUCACUUACUGUCAUCACCACAAUAGGUUACGGGAACACUGCAGCCAAGACGUACAUCGGCAAGACGUUGACGAUGCUCUACGCGAUUAUUGGCAUCCCACUUAUGCUUCUUUUCCUCACAAAUAUUGGUGAUGUAAUGGCUAAAAUAUUCAGGUUCCUCUACGCACAAUCGAUUCGCCUCAAAUUCCGAUUGAUACUAUGGCAUAAGAAAAGGAAGGCGGCCAAAAUUCGCCGUGCAAAUUCGCUUGUUUCUCGGCUCACUAGAGCCCACCGGGUGAAGAACGACUCUUCUAUUGAUUCGUUUGCCGUUGGUGGUCCUGAUGUCGAGGAUCUCCUCACGGCUCGUGUUGAGAUGGAGCAAUUAGAGGUGCGUGAGACGGCCCAGGCGCAGCUGGAGAAGAUCAGCGUCCCUUUAUCGCUGGUCGUACUCACAAUGUUCGCCUAUCUUAUUGCUGGAACAAUUCUUUUCAAGCUAUGGGAGGGCUGGACAUUCCUCGAGAGCUUCUACUUCUGCUACAUCUCACUUACUACAAUAGGAUUCGGCGAUCGCUUCCCGGGCGCAUCCGUUGGCAACAAUAAAGACGCUCAGGAGAAAUUAGUGAUCACUUCCGUAUACCUACUGUUUGGUAUGGCACUGCUCGCCAUGUGCUUCAAUCUUGCCCAGGAGGAAGUGCAGGUCAAGACGCGAUGGAUUGCUGAUCACUUCCGUUCGAAACAAGAUGACGACGAUGAUUAA